Messenger RNA from Oryzias melastigma (Indian medaka), 2742 nucleotides. RefSeq names its product nuclear respiratory factor 1 (gene nrf1). Gene Ontology annotation, molecular function: RNA polymerase II cis-regulatory region sequence-specific DNA binding; DNA-binding transcription factor activity, RNA polymerase II-specific. The transcript is spliced from 12 exons. Gene Ontology annotation, biological process: regulation of transcription by RNA polymerase II. Lineage: Eukaryota; Metazoa; Chordata; Actinopteri; Beloniformes; Adrianichthyidae. Bases 359 to 1879 code for a protein of 506 amino acids. The record is from RefSeq and is a predicted model, not a curated record. Gene Ontology annotation, cellular component: nucleus.
UUUGUCCUUAAAUUUAUGAUUAAAUUGAAAGCAUUAGGCUAUCCAAAUUUGACCCCAUUAAACAAAAGUAUAGGUUACAUUGCCUUACAAAGAUUUUUCUCGAACAGGAUAUUACUUUUCAACAAUUAUAGACUAAAAUAAAGUCGUUUGCUCAUGUAUUUUUGAAGCGUCUUGGGAUCGGCAAACUUGAGAGACGAACCUGAAGGCAUCACUAGUGGAGUUGUGUGUUUAGUGCUGGCUCCCUCCGUCCUCCAUUAAGGCUCUGUUCCAUCCCCGUUGUACGGCGCAGGCCCGAAGUAGCGCAGCCGCUCUGAGUACUUCAUCUGUGGACCUAGGUGCGUAGACCAGGUGGCUGAAAAUGGAGGAUCACGCCGUUCAUCAGACAGAACACAUGACUACAAUCGAGGCCGGCGCCGUCAGCCAACAGGUCCAGCAGGUACACGUGGCCACAUAUACAGAUACAUCCAUGAUGAGUGCGGACGAAGACUCGACAUCCUCGCCGGAUGACGACCCUUAUGACGACACAGACAUCCUUAACUCAGCUGGUACUGAUGAAGUUACUGCUCACCUGGCUGCUGCAGGUCCAGUAGGUAUGGCAGCCGCUGCCGCUGUGGCAACUGGCAAGAAAAGAAAAAGACCUCAUAUCUUUGAAUCCAACCCUUCCAUUCGCAAAAGGCAGCAGACCCGUCUGCUCAGAAAACUCCGAGCCACACUAGAUGAGUAUACAACCAGAGUAGGCCAACAAGCCAUAGUGCUAUGCAUCUCUCCCUCCAAACCAAACCCUGUUUUUAAAGUGUUUGGUGCUGCUCCUCUGGAGAAUGUGGUAAGAAAGUACAAGGGCAUGUUGCUGGAGGAUCUGGAGAGCGCGCUGGCGGAGCAUGCCCCCGCCGGCGGAGAGCUGGCCUCGGAGCUGCCCCCCCUCACCAUUGAUGGCAUCCCUGUAUCCGUGGAUAAGAUGACCCAGGCCCAACUGCGAGCGUUCAUCCCAGAGAUGCUGAAGUAUUCCACGGGCAGAGGGAAGCCCGGCUGGGGGAAGGAGAGCUGCAAGCCGGUGUGGUGGCCUGAGGACAUCCCGUGGGCCAACGUACGCAGCGAUGUCCGCACGGAAGACCAGAAACAGAGGGUGUCUUGGACUCAGGCGUUGCGGACAAUAGUGAAGAACUGCUAUAAACAGCACGGCCGUGAAGAUCUCUUAUACGCUUUUGAAGAUCAGCAGGUUCCCACAACAGCCGCCACACAACACCACCUUACCACGGCGCAGAGCAUAGCUCACCUUGUGCCCUCACAGACCGUCGUACAGACCAUCAACAACCCCGAUGGAACAGUCUCCCUAAUCCAGGUCGGCACGGGUCAUACAGUUGCUACUCUGGCAGAUGCCUCAGAGCUUCCCGGUGUUACAGUGGCCCAGGUUAACUACUCAACUGUUACUGAUGGAGAGGUGGAACAGAACUGGGCGACUCUACAAGGCGGAGAGAUGACAAUCCAAACCACUCAAGCGUCCGAGGCCACGCAGGCGGUGGCGUCGCUAGCUGAAGCUGCGGUGGCGGCCAGUCAAGACAUCCAGCCAGGAGCUACAGUCACUAUGGCGCUCAACAGUGAGGCGGCGGCCCAUGCUGUAGCGACGUUGGCAGAAGCCACCCUUCAAGGAGGGGGGCAGAUCGUGCUGGCGGAGACGGCGGCUGCAGUCGGAGCUCUCGCAGGGGUUCAAGAUGCAACAGGUUUGGUCCAGAUUCCGGUCAGCAUGUACCAAACCGUAGUGACCAGCCUCGCCCAGGGUAACCGGCCCGUCCAGGUUGCCAUGGCACCUGUCGCCACACGCAUAGAUAACACUGUCACACUAGACGGCCAGGCAGUGGAGGUUGUGACCCUGGAGCAAUGACACUAUGGACCUUAAAAAGUAGUAGAAAGCACUGAAUGGCCACCUUGGAGACUUGUUUUCUCUCCUGUUUUCCAAGACAUCACAUUGUGUACAAUGUUAAAUAUAUUUUUAAAUGUACAUAUGCAGGGGAAAUAAAAGUGAGUGAUUGUCGCAUUGUGUUUACUAUGUAAAAAUAUGGAUUUUGGCUGUGUAAUUUUUUUUUUUUUCAUUAAGCUUCAUAUUUUUUAAAGAUCUUUCACGUUGACUGUUUCGUAUUUAUUUUAUUUUUUUGCAAAUAGCCCAUACUUAAACCAAAACACAUGGGAGGAAAGCCACGAAAUGUCAAAGUGUAUAAAUUAUGACUAUUUUUUUGUACCUUUCGAUGUGUAUGACUAUUCCGUUUUAGGAUGCAUUUAAAACCCACCUAUAAAUCACUCUUGUCCCAUAAUUAGUAACGUGUGCUGUUGACACUCCCAGUUGUUAUAAACCAUGAAAAAAAUGUUUGUUUUCUCAUCUACUGUAAUCCAAACACAUGCCAAACUCGCAGACUCAGGAUGUACAUCAAGGUGUUGUCUACUGCUGUAUUGCUUAGAAUACCUAUUGAAGCAGUCUUUGUCGGAUGUUUAUUUAUACUGCAUGGAUGGAGAAGCACCCCAUUAUUUUUUUUUUAAUUAACUCCUUUUUAUGUCAUUUACAACCAGUAUACAUCAUUUUGUACAUGACAGGAAGUUGCACGUGGACAGGAAGUGCAGCGUUUGCAAAGCUAAGAAGCAUUUUCAGCUGAAACAACAUAGCUUGCCAUGAUCGAUGCAGCUGUUACAGUCGGUUUAGCUUUCAUUCCCGUUUGUGUAUUUGACUAAAUAAAGUCCAGAAAUGACUCUGUG